UCGUCCAGGCAACUGACGCCAAUCAAAUAAACAGAGCAGCAACUACAAAAAGAAAUACGAAAAAAAUUAAAUCCAAGCAGAAUUGUGUUCAAUUUGAAGUCAAAGCAAGUUCACUUUUCAGUCAAAGCAAAAAUGUUUUGGGGUCUCAGCUCUGCUCUUGAUUUAUACCAGGAGUACAUUAAAGCCUUUAAGCUCCCGGAUGAUGCCAAGGCUGAUGCUGAAGAGCAGCCGGCUGCAUUGAAUAUUCUCAUUUGUGGCGGCGCCGAUCCCAGGCAUGUCAUCAGAACAUUGGCCAAGCGUUACACCCAUGGCUGCAAGCCGAAGCUCAAUUUCUAUUUGCUUGAUGGCUGUGCUGAGAUUAUGGCCAGAAACAUGUUACUGCUCGGAUUGGCACUGGAGCCACCCGAAUCCUUUAGUCUCGUCUGCAAGGCGCAUCUCUUCAUGGACAUCUAUGGCAACUCUCUGCUGCGUCCCAGCUCGCAUCAUUACAUGGCCGCCAAGGCGCGCACACUGCUGCGCGUAAUCUGCUGCGAGGAUGUGCGUCAAAAUGUCGCACCCAUGCUGAACAUUGAUGCACUGAAGUACAAGGAACGCGAUGGCCUGGAGACAGCAUUCACCUUCUGGCAGCCUAAGGAACAGGUCUUUGAAAUACAACGCUUUUGGGAGCAGCGUGUCCGUGCUCUGCUCGGACCACGCUAUGAUCACCGCGAUGGCGCCUUUGACUGGGAUCUGAGCAUGAGCCUCAAGGAUCGCGAGGCGCAGCAGAUCUGCUCCCAAGAGUAUCGCUAUUGGCGCGAAACUGGCGUUGCUUUUGUGUUUCCCGAAUACGAGCAUUGCAAGCCCAACAAAACUCUGGCGGCAGGCUUGGUUCGCAAUGGACGCAACUAUGUGAAUCGUGGCUAUGUGGGCGACAUCCAAACAGGACCAUUCUGUGGCUUUGGAUUGCGCAGCUCCGAGGAGCGCAUGCAUAACUCGGUGCACGGAGAGAACGAUUAUCGUGCCACAGACGUAACUGAACGUAAUCUUCUGGAGCUGUUUCACGAGUUGCAAACCCAAAGCGUCUAUGAGCACGACAAAACGCUCUCCAGACGCUAUGGCUCCACAAAGCUGCUGAUGACGCCACUGCUCUCGCACAACGAGAGCGACGUCACCGAGAGUCAACAAAGCUAUAACAAGCCCUGGAUUCCGGUGCCUGAUGUGCAGAUUCACUUCGUAUCGUCCAUGGACAUCCUGGACAUGCAGAAAGGCUGCUCACGUUGGGAUGAUCACUUUGACAUUGCGUUUAUGGCCCACAAUUAUUUUAGCUUCCUGAGCAAAGAGUUCUUCCGGGCUCUGCAUGAGAAGGCGUUGUUCAUCAUGGAAACGAAGCUGUUGACUGUCGAGCGCAAAGAACAGGUCAAGAAAUUCGAGUCGAAUGUCAAGGAUAUUCUGAAGGAAGCGGGUCUGCGUCCUUGCAUCAAUUAUCAGGCCAUCAAUGCCAAGAACAUGUUCUUGAAAUACAAGAAGACUUUGGGCGGCGAUGGCGAUGCUGAAGAUAAGUUCUCCGACGAAGAUAACGAUACCAAUGAGGAAGAGGCCAAUGAAUUGGGAUUAUACAUUACGGAGAUUGAAGAAUCCCAGCCAGAAGACAUACAAAUUAAGCAGCAAAUUGAAGUUCGCGAAGGAGAUGCCGAGACUGAAUGCAACGACGCUUUAGCUUAAGAUUAAAUUAAGUUCAACAAUAUUUUAUUACU
Drosophila nasuta is the source of this 1733-nucleotide messenger RNA. It is a transcript of the gene Dnaaf3, whose product is annotated as Dynein axonemal assembly factor 3. Lineage: Eukaryota; Metazoa; Arthropoda; Insecta; Diptera; Drosophilidae. Bases 133 to 1701 code for a protein of 522 amino acids. The record is from RefSeq and is a predicted model, not a curated record. The transcript has a single exon. Gene Ontology annotation, biological process: motile cilium assembly; axonemal dynein complex assembly.